Molecule: messenger RNA, 1485 nt
Organism: Komagataella phaffii GS115
Lineage: Eukaryota; Fungi; Ascomycota; Pichiomycetes; Pichiales; Pichiaceae
Product: Membrane protein involved in zinc metabolism, member of the four-protein IZH family
Exons: 1
Coding region: 1-1485 (494 amino acids)
Cellular component (GO): membrane
Molecular function (GO): signaling receptor activity
Source: RefSeq, a predicted model, not a curated record
AUGACAGAAAAUUCAGCAGAGCUAAGGAAAAGGUCCGUUAAGAACGACAGCGGAUCUUUCCCUUACUCGGAUAGUGUCCUUAUGAAAAGGGCCUCUUCAAGCUCUUCUGAGUUGUUGGGAAACCUCGCCGAUGAAUCAACCAAAGAGGAAUACUUGUUGAACAAGCUGGAUAUGUUUCUUAGUGAUUUGGAAUUCAAGCUAGACAAUUUUGAGGAGUACAUGAGCUCCUCAAAUCAUGAACAUCUGGAAUUUAUUAGCACACUUUUGUCACUCAAAGACAAGGUUGUUCGUAAAAGUAAACAGUUUCAUAUGGAUCAAAUCCUCAAGAUCAUUGAAGAUAACUAUGGCGCAUUGCUGCCUAGUAGCCUGAACGUGACGGAGAAAUUGAUCACAGCCAUUAACUUCCUGGAUGCAAAGCUUUCUGAAUUUGACAAACUACUUAUUGAGGAGCAGAACCAGUUAAUGCCAAUCAUCAACCAAAAGCUGAUGAAUGUCGAUGAAGCCAUAGAGAAAGGAGCCGACAAUAAACUCAUUCAUUUCUACGAUCUCCCCUUUCACUGGAGAGAAAAUAAAUACAUUGUUUUUGGUUACAGAUUCAACGGUACACACAAGGAGGCAACCAAAUCUAUAUGCCAAUGCCAUAAUGAAACAUUCAAUAUCUGGUCCCAUUUGUUAGGUGCCAUGCUAUUAGUUUAUCUCAGUUUUUGUCAUUUGCCUUCUAUGGAAUUGUUUCAAUCGUUUAAUAUGACAGACAAGUUUGUCUUGUACCAGUUCAUGUUUUGCGCUUUCCACUGUCUCAUGAGCUCAACAUUUUGGCAUUCGUUCAGCAACAUUGCAAGUUUUCCAUUGCGCAACAGUUAUGCGUGUGUUGACUACACUGGAAUUACCGUCCUCAUCACAUCAUCAGUCGUUACUACGGAACAUGUUGCCCUUCAGCAUGUAAAUGCGUGGUAUAGGAUAUGCCUGAUCACGUUUUCCGUUCUAUCAGGUGUUGCGGGCGUCAUGUUCACGUGGUCGCCUUACUUUGAUAAACCUGAAAACCGGCACCUGAGGAUAUCUUUUUUUGUUUCAUUAGCAUUUCUGGGGGUAUCAACCUUCGUACUCCUUUGGUUUCUAAAGGGAGUUAGUCCUACGUUUGCAUUUUAUUUUCCAUUACUCCGAAGCUUUGCAUCAUAUGGAAUUGGGGUUGUCUUUUAUGCGACGUUCAUUCCUGAAAAAUGGAGAACCGAUGUGGUGGUAGACAAUAAGGAGAUUUGUGAUAGGACAUUAUUGACCCUCUACAAAGAAUCUAGACUCGAGGAGGAGCUGUAUAACAAGACACCAGAAUUAACAUCCAAAGGCAAGAAGAAACACCUGACUUCACUUUAUUGGUGUGACUAUAUAUUGUCAUCCCACAAUAUCUGGCAUUUGUUCGUGCUUGGAGGAAUUCUUGGCCAUUAUUCGGCCAUCUUGGAGAUGUUCGGGAACAUGAAGGACUUUGUCUGA